This is a messenger RNA of Mesitornis unicolor (brown roatelo), 4890 nucleotides long. RefSeq names its product collagen, type IV, alpha 4 (gene COL4A4). Gene Ontology annotation, cellular component: collagen trimer. The transcript has 43 exons. The record is from RefSeq and is a predicted model, not a curated record. Gene Ontology annotation, molecular function: extracellular matrix structural constituent. Lineage: Eukaryota; Metazoa; Chordata; Aves; Mesitornithiformes; Mesitornithidae. The annotation marks the transcript as partial.
GGUCAGCCUGGUGAGCUGGGAGCUCAAGGUCCGAUUGGGUCCUUAGGAUCUACAGGACCAGCUGGUCUGCCAGGGGAAAAAGGACAGAGAGGUGAGAACGGGCAGCCUGGGCCAGCUGGAGAAAAAGGUGAUAAGGGCCCAACUGGAGUCCCAGGAUUUCCCGGUUUAGAUGGCGUUCCUGGAUUACCAGGACGCGAAGGACCCAGGGGCAAGCCUGGUUUAGAUGGCUGCAAUGGCUCAAGAGGAGAUCCAGGAUUUCCAGGCGAAAAUGGCUAUAGUGGACCAAGAGGUCCUUAUGGCAAUCCAGGACAAAAAGGAGAAAAAGGAAAUUCAGUGUAUGUUUCACAUUUUGGAAGAGGACCUCCAGGAGACAGAGGGGAUCCUGGCCCACCUGGCAUGCCCGGACCUAGAGGGGCAAGAGGUGCAACGGGUCCAUCUGGAUACCCAGGCCAACCAGGUUUGCCGGGUAUUCAAGGUUACCCUGGUUUGCCAGGUGAACAGGGAAAUCCAGGUAUUGGAGUGGACGGACAAAAGGGGGAGCCGGGUGAUGUUGGACUUCCUGGGCCACCUGGGUCACCACUAUUAGUUGGACCUCCUGGAGCUCAGCUGCUGAAAGGAGAAAAGGGCCAGAAAGGACUACCUGGGAUAACAGGAUAUAGAGGGCCACGUGGACCCAAAGGUAUACUUGGAAGAGGAGAAAAGGGUGAAAAAGGUAUUCCUGGAUUCCCUGGAUUGCAGGGUAAUCCUGGUUCUUACGGACCUGCAGGUUUUCCUGGAAUGAAGGGGGAAACAGGAUUUGCUGGUUUUCCUGGACAACCUGGCUAUCCAGGCAUACAGGGGGAUCCAGGAGAAAAAGGGCCCCCAGGUCCUCCUGGAGCUGUUGGAACUCCACUGCUUCCUAUAAAAGGUCCACGAGGAGAUCCUGGAUUUCCGGGUCCUGCUGGUGAUAUGGGGUCAGUUGGACCAAUCGGUCCUGCAGGCCUGCUAGGAAGACCAGGAGAUGAUGGAACAAGUCUGCCUGGCCUGCCAGGACUAAGUGGGGCACCAGGACCUCAAGGUUUUCAAGGUGACCCUGGUUUCCCUGGAACAGGUGAAUCAAUCCCUGGAAGACCUGGAUUUCCUGGACCACCAGGCCUACCAGGACAGCGAGGAAGACAAGGCUUACCUGGACUCCCCAGUGUAAUCUGUACUGACAGAGGGAUCCCUGGAGAACCUGGAGCAAAAGGUCAGAUAGGCCUUCCGGGAAGAAAAGGUGAAAAAGGAGAAAAGGGAAAUCAAGGCCUCUGCUCAUGUAGUGCCGGUCCUCCUGGUCCCCGUGGUAUGCAAGGACUUCCAGGUACUCAAGGAAAGAAAGGACAAAUGGGAUACCCUGGAAGACGUGGGGAAAAGGGUGACCCAGGCUUAUCUGGUACAGUGGGAUCACCAGGGCUCCCUGGGACACCUGGUUCUGCUGGACAACAUGGUGAAAAAGGACAGAAGGGUGAUCCAGGAAGAGUUAGAAUAAAAGGAAUAAAAGGUGAAAGAGGUCCUACUGGUGUUCCAGGAUUUCCAGGCCAAAGAGGUAAUGAUGGCAGAGAUGGGGAACUAGGAUUGCCUGGGGAAAAAGGAGCUGAGGGUGAUUCUGGAGUACCACUGCCAGGUGAUAAAGGAUUCCAUGGGCUCCCAGGACUUCCUGGGGUAAAAGGACAGAUGGGAUUGCCUGGUUUGGGGUUGCCUGGCCCUCCAGGAGUCAGAGGUAGCCCUGGAGACUUUGGUGAUACUGGUUAUGUUGGGCCACCUGGUCCAAAGGGCCAGAAAGGUGAGACUGUCUGCAUUACAUUACCAUACCCUGGAAAUCCAGGUCCCCCAGGUUUUAAAGGUGCUCAAGGACUAAAGGGUUUAAAAGGACUCCGUGGUCAUCCUGGACCAAAUGGCUUUGACGGGCAAAAAGGCCGUCGAGGCAGGCCAGGAGCAGGAAUCCCUGGGCCAGAAGGCUUUCGAGGCAAAGCUGGUGAUCCUGGUGAUGAAGGUGAAAGAGGACCUACAGUUGAUGGUAAAAAUGGCCCUCCAGGUCCACCUGGCAUAGAUGGUCAGAAAGGUAUUCCAGGUGAUACCACAUAUGGUCCUCCAGGAAUCCCAGGCAACAGGGGACUGCCAGGACCCGCUGGUGCACAAGGAGCAAGGGGUGAUCCGGGACAGCCUGGUACCCCGGGAUUUCCAGGUGCCAAAGGUUUUAGAGGCCCAGAAGGUGACAUAGGAGCACCAGGCUGUCCAGGCUUCCCUGGUCCACUAUGUGACAUGGGCUUACCAGGCCCACCAGGAUUCAGAGGUGUUAUGGGCCAGCCGGGACCUCAAGGCUUACCAGGCUUUAAAGGUCAGAGAGGAGACAGGGGCCUAGAUGGGCCACCUGGAAUCAAAGGUCUCAAAGGCUCUCCUGGCUCACAAGGUCCCCCAGGUCCUCCAGGCUCUCGAGGACUUCCAGGACUUCCAGGCAAUAAAGGACCACCUGGUUUCCCAGGACGAACAGGAAGCAAAGGGAUUCAAGGACCACAAGGAUUCCCAGGACUGCCAGGAACACAAGGCCCAAUGGGAAUCUCUGGUGUAAAAGGAGAAGAAGGAAAAAUGGGUCCACCUGGGCCUAGUGGAGAAUGUGGGGAUAUGGGAAUAAAAGGACAUGGCACUCAUGAGGAUUUACUUACAUAUGUUUGGUUCAAAGGUGACAGAGGGCCUCCAGGAGACAGUGGCUGUGUUAACAUCCGUCUUGAGAAAGGACAAAAGGGGGAAACAGGGUUUCCUGGUGAGAAUGGAUUUAGCGGUGAAAGAGGCGAAAAAGGCAAUACUGGUUUCAGAGGCACCCCAGGAUUUCCAGGGAAGAAUGGUGUCCCAGGACUGCCAGGCGACCAUGGUGACAUUGGACUGAUGGGGUUUCCAGGAUCACGGGGUUUCCCAGGACCAAAGGGCUUUAAAGGAAUUACAGGUUUACAAGGGCAACCAGGAGACCAGGGUGACUGUGGCUUACCAGGAAUCCCUGGAAAUCCAGGACUGACUGGCCCAAAAGGAUUGAAAGGCAAGAGAGGUGACCCAACUCCCCUGCUUGGUACACAUGGUCGAAAAGGGCCUCCCGGAGAUCCAGGAUUACCAGGACUCUGUGGAUUCCCUGGAGAGACGGGUUCACCAGGUAUCCAAGGGCAACCUGGAAGACCAGGAUCCAAGGGUGACCCUGGAUACCCAGGAAUACCUGGAUUUCCAGGAGCUACAGGUCCUCAGGGAUUGCCAGGAGAACCUGGAGAAAAAGGGAAACAUGGAAUUGUGGGACUUCCAGGAUUGCAAGGAUUAGCUGGAUCCCAAGGCAGAAAAGGUUUUCCUGGACUGCCUGGACUGGACGGCUUGGAUGGACUAAAAGGUCAAAAGGGUUCUGCAGGAGCUCCAGGUCAAAGUGAGACAGGGGCCCCAGGAUACCCAGGAGAACUUGGGCCAAAAGGAGACAGAGGUGAACCUGGAUGGCCUGGUAUUUCUAUUCCAGGCCCCCCUGGAGAAAGGGGCUUCCCAGGCUUCCCAGGUAGAAGAGGACCUGCUGGACCCACUGGACCUAUGGGAAGAUCUCCUGAUAGUGCUUCUCCUGGUCCUCCAGGUGAUCAAGGACCACCUGGUUUAGAUGGCAUCAGAGGACAGCCUGGGAGUCCUGGUCCUCCUGGAGAGACUGUCUUUGUGCGAGGAGAUCCAGGUGAUACCGGUAUUCGAGGGGCACCAGGUAAUCCUGGCCCGCGAGGGCAACAAGGAGCCAGAGGUCCUCCAGGGAACCAAGGAAGAAGAGGACCUAUAGGUCCUAUGGGAAGCCAUGGCCCACAGGGUCCACCUGGUGCUAUAGGACAACCAGGAGACCAAGGUUUUCAAGGAAAACCUGGUCCCAAAGGUCCCACAGGUGACCCUGGUGAACCAGGAAAAAUAGAUGAUUCAUGCCCUGCAAUCCCAGGGCCUCCUGGGGACGCAGGGCAAAGAGGAGGUGAUGGCUCUGUAGGAUUACCAGGGCCAAUAGGCCACCCUGGACCUCAAGGAAGAAAAGGUGAAGAAGGGUCGUGUGGCUUGCGAGGUCAAGAUGGCUUACCUGGGGCACCUGGACCACCAGGUGACCAAGGGAAUAUAGGAGAGCAAGGAUACACUGGGCCACAAGGUCCACCUGGCCAGACUGGUAUCCCAGGACCACCAGGCCCCCAUGUUAGAUCUGCAAGUGGAUUCUUGCUCGUCCUUCACAGUCAAUCAGACAGAGAACCACUGUGUCCACAGGGCAUGCCAAAAUUAUGGACUGGCUAUAGUCUGCUGUACCUGGAAGGACAAGAGAAAGCUCAUAAUCAAGAUCUUGGUCUGGCAGGAUCUUGUCUUCCUGUGUUUAAUACCAUGCCCUUUGCUUACUGCAAUAUCAACCAAGUUUGUUACUAUGCCAGUCGAAAUGAUAAGUCUUACUGGUUGUCAAGUGCUGCUCCUUUACCAAUGACACCGCUCUCUGAAGAAGAAAUACAACCAUACAUAAGCAGAUGUUCUGUCUGCGAGGCCCCAGCCCAGGCAGUGGCAGUUCACAGCCAAGAUCAGUCGAUUCCUCCCUGCCCAGCGAGCUGGAGAAGCCUCUGGAUAGGAUAUUCUUUUCUGAUGCACACUGGAUCUGGUGACCAGGGUGGUGGACAGUCCCUUAUGUCACCUGGAAGCUGCCUAGAAGACUUCAGAUCAGCACCAUUCAUUGAAUGCCAGGGUCAGCGGGGAACAUGCCAGUUUUUUGCUAACGAAUACAGUUUCUGGCUAACAACCGUGAUACCCGAACUGCAGUUUGCAUCAGCCCCCCUGUCAGGAACUCUAAAAGAAGGACAAGAGCAGAGGAGAAAAAUCAGUAGAUGCCAGGUAUGCCUGAAGCAUGGCUAA